Verticillium dahliae VdLs.17 is the source of this 327-nucleotide messenger RNA. RefSeq lists its product as uncharacterized. Lineage: Eukaryota; Fungi; Ascomycota; Sordariomycetes; Glomerellales; Plectosphaerellaceae. The record is from RefSeq and is a predicted model, not a curated record. Bases 1 to 327 code for a protein of 108 amino acids. The transcript is spliced from 2 exons.
AUGGCCGGGGGUUUUCCUAUGACGGCACUCGUGCUUAAGAUGAAGGCCGACAUUGGUAAGCAUACCGUCCACGGACGGGCUUGUGAAUGUACCAAGCCAGACUGGUCAAGCAGACUGGUCAAGCAGACUGGUCAAGCAGACUGGUCAAGCAGACUGGUCAAGCUGGCAGAAGAGGAAGCUCUGAAGCUCGCGAAAGCGGGGCCAACCGCACGACGGGCGUUCCGCCGUGUGGGAGCACUGGGAGGGUCAGAAGAAGAGAAACGUGGUGAGGGGCAGAGGGAAGAGGGCAGACUGCCGAAGGGUGUCGUCAGAGAUGAUGCUCCAUAA